Messenger RNA from Closterium sp. NIES-67, 4687 nucleotides. Lineage: Eukaryota; Viridiplantae; Streptophyta; Zygnematophyceae; Desmidiales; Closteriaceae. The record is from the annotation of a GenBank genome assembly.
CCCACCAUCCCCAAGCUCAUCCAUCCCUUACAACCAGCUCUUCCAUACCUCUUCCUGCGUAGCUCUUGGAUAAUUCAGCAAUUGAGUACAAGAGCUGCGCAAACAGAAGCCGCAGUGCGAGCAGAAGGAACAGAAGCGUCAACGGGAUACGUAAUGAAGCUCCCUUACACGUAAUUGAGGCUUGCGGAAGGAACAAAGCGCUACCCCCUCGCGCGACAACAUUUUCGGUCACAUUCUGAGGUUUGAAGCUCGGAAAUAUGGUGGAUGAGGAUAAGAAGAAUCGAGAGAGCGCUUCGACUCGUCUAGCAUUUCUGCUCAUCCUCACCUCGGAGGAACAUCGGCAAUGUCGGAUAUUCCUGCAUCCGCCUCUCCAGCAGCUACUAAUAUUGGCAGAAGGAUGCUACAAACUGCUGUCCCUCCGUGUCCGCCGCCAGGCGUCCUGAUCUCCUACAACUUCCGCCUCUACUGCAUCACAUGCACUGUAGAUCAGGAGCUUAUAACGGGGGACGACUUCCCCUGGUGCCGUGCAGUGGACUGCAGCACCAGAUACGGAGGAUCUAGACCUAUCUGGAACAUCACCACAAAUCUCUGCCAGACGCCGCUUCUACCCUCCCCUUAUGCGGCCAACUGUCUCCCCGGGUUCAUCUGCACAUCCCCACCCCCUCCCAGGACCCCUUCCCUCUCCCCUCCGCCACCCAUCUGGUUCCAACCUCAGUUUCCUCCCCCUAACUUACCCUUAGCACCCUCCAGAUCCUCUCCAUUCCCCCUCCCCACCUCCCCCUCUCCGCCUGCUGGUAGCUCAUUCCAACCUUCUCUCCCAGGCUCGCCGUUCUCACCAACUACACCCUCAUACCCGUUACAGCCACCCUCGCCACAAGCACAGACCUCGACACCACCUCCCCCUCCUCAGCCUGUCGACUGUGGGCCCCAUGGCACGCCAGCAGCACCUGACAGCAGCCAGUGCGUCUGUUCCCAAGGCUGGACUAACGAUCCAAACCAGAGCCUCGGCCAAGCCUUCCGGUGGUGCACCCUACCUGAAGGCGCGGCGUCAUUUCCCACGCCGCUUCCGUCAAAUCCCAAACCUCCUGGAAGCGUUGGAAAUGAUGGCAUCGGGGUUGGAAGGGGUUCUAGCAAUCUUCCAAAUUCGAAGGGGUACGAGGGACAAAGUGGGAGUAAAAAUGGCACAGGUGGUUUGGGGACAGGAAUGAUAGUGGCUAUAGUGGUUGUGAUUGUGGUGAUUGUUCUUGUGUGCUGUGGCUGUGCGGUGUGCGGGGCGUGCAUGUGGAGGCAGAGGCAAGCUGAGAGGAAGGCUAUGGAGGAUAUGAGGUCUGAGGUGACGCGCAUGACAAUGUCCUCCUAUGGAGGUUCGUUUAGUGUCCACCCCUACUCUAAACCAGUGGGGGUGUUGCCAGAGGUUGUGAUGGGUGUAGGGUCUCAGAGUUACAAAGCUACCCCUCUUCCUGGUGGAUCGUUUCCUCUUAGGUAUGGGGGUUCUGUGGUUGAAAUUGGUGUAGAUGGCAGAAUGGGGUCUGUUUCAGUGCCGUCCUUCCCUCCUGCCAAUGGAGGUACUAUGCGACGGCCAAGCAUAGGAUGCAACGAUGUUCUAUGCUAAGUCAAAACUAGAAGUAUGGAUGCAAUAAGAUUGUUGGAUUUUAGAUUGUCACUUGCAACUGUAGAUGUGGGUCCAUAUCUCCCUCGCUUUUGUUAUUUCCUUUGUCCCCUCUAUGGCGUAUGAUAUCGACCAGUUUGUGUAGAACAGCACACAUCGCUCCUAGGUAGAUCCACCCAAUCACGAGGCAAAGCUAUUGUCAAGCUUCCCUCCCGCGCCUAAGACCUGCUCCUAGAAGCGAAUUCUGUAGUACACCGUAUUGUAGGUAGGUCUCGAGGUUUGAAGUCUAUGUUAUCCCUCCUGUGAAAGACAGUUUCGUUCUCAGCAGUGUUCCCGCGCAUGGCUCCACCCUCGCAAUGUGCAUGUGCCUGGCAGCAGCAUCACCUGCCGCGCUUGCAUCGACAUCUAGCAACGAACUACGCGCGAUCGCGUGUGCGACACCCGGCGACGAGCCUUCGCCAGACCUCGGGAUCGCCUACUUGGAAGGACAGGCAUUCGCUCCUGGCCUUCUCCGAUCUCUCCCACAAUAGCACUACUAGCUUCAGCCUAAACCGAAUAGUAGUACCGACUUCUCGAAGGCAGAUCGCCAGGCAUAACAUGCUUGAUGGAGGUUCCGCGUUGUUUACAAGUCGAAUGGCUUCGAGUCGAAAGGUUUUCACCGUACAGUGGUCUGCUUAUAGCGGAACAUCCGCGCGGCCGAGGAGGCGAUUGGCUCCCGCAGUUUCAGCGCGUUUGGGCUCCGGAGACGAGGCGUCGGGGCCUUUCGCUAAGCUGGCGUCUCUAAUUCCGACGCCUAAGACCUCCGCCACACCGACUUCCAAAUCCGCAUCCACCCCUACUAGUUCUAGCAGCACGCAGAAGAGGAAGAAUUCGGCCGGCGAAGAUGGGAAUGUGGGGAAGCGUGUUGUGGACUCUUCCGACGCACAGCUUGACGGAACGAGUGGCGGGCGAAAGCAGGAGACGUUGCUUGGUCAAAACGAGCUGGAGCAGCAGCAGCAGGAGAAGUAUGAGGGGGAGCAGGGGAAGAAGCAGCAGAAGCAGCUGAUGAAGGAAGGGUCAAGGCAAGAAUCCAGUGGGGGGAACGAUAAGGGGAAAAGGGGUGAUGCUGCGGAUGGUAGGCUUGCAGGAAAUCGUCAGAAGCAGCAGCAGCAGCGAGGAGUGAAGGUCGAGAGCAGUCAGGGAGGGAUGAAAGCAGAGGGCCAGGAAAGAGGGGCGAAAUCAGGUCAGAAGGAGAAGAGAACGAGAGGGGGUGGAAGUGGGUUAGGCUACCAGGAUCAGCUGCGGGCAUUGCAGGUUCAGAUUCAAGGAGCAGAGAUUGGGGCAAUGGAGAAGCAGCAGCAAGUACCAGCUGGAAUGAGCCGAUCUGAGGAAAGAGAAGAGCAAAGGAGGAGAAACGGGUCAGAGGAGAGCAGGAAGGGAGAAGUGCAGGGACGUACAGUUCCGGACACGCCGCAGCAAGCGGCAACACCAAUGAGCCAGUCUGAAGAAAGAGGGGAGCAGCAGGGGAGAAACAAGCCAGGGAUGGGGAAGGGAGAAGUGCAGGAACGUUCUUCGCACACGCAGCAGCAAGCAGCAGCAGCACGAGUGAGCCGGUCUGAAGAAAGAGAAGGGCAGAGGGGGAGAGACAGGUCAGAGAGAUGGAAAGGGGAAGCGAAGGGGGAAGCGAAGGGAGAAGUGAAUGGAGAAGUGCAGAGAACGGAGGCGCGAUACCCCUGGGAUGAUCUGGACGACCAAGCUCAGCGGGGGGACGAGGCAGAGGGAGUGAGGGCGGAGAGUGGAGGAGAGAGUGUGGAGGAAGGGGAGGAGAAGGGGAGGGUUCACAGGGUUGAGAGUGCUGAGGGCAGUGGCGGGACUGCUGCUGCAGCCAAUACUGGCGUUAGCAAACAGAGCAGAAGAGAGGCGGGCAAGAGUAGAGGGGCGGAAAAAGGGUCCAAAGUGGAGGCAAAUGAUGGUCGGGCUGGCAAUAGAGGGAGCAGGGGGGACCAUGGUGAGGAUAGCAGGGAGAUCAAGAGCGGGGGUGCAAGAAAAAGGGAGGAGGGUGGGAAAAGCACCGAGGAAGGUGGAAUAGACGAGGAGGGUACGACAGGCAGCAAGGAGAGCGGGAAAGGCAGUGUGUCCCGAUGGGAACGACGCAGCAAAGAGAAAGGGAGGGAAGAGGCUUCCAGCUCGAAGGUGGAAAUUGAGACUCAGCAGCAGCAGCAGCAGCAAAGGCAAACGCAGCAGAAUCAGAAGCUGAAGAAGAGGAACGGUAGCAGCAGCAGCAGCAGCAGCAGUCAGAGUGGCAGCGACACUAGUGCUGGGGGUAAGAUCGCGUCAGGCACCAUAACCUCUGCUUCGUCUGGCAGUACAGGCACUAAGAGGAGCUGGAGCAGGAAAAGCAGAGCUGGCAGUGGCAGUGGGAGCGACAGCGACAGCGACAAGGAAGAUGGAAGUGAGGGCGAGGAGGGAUGUGCAAGGAGUGAUUUGGGGUCAAGCAGAGAAGAGAAAGACUGGAAGGAGGUCUGGUCUUCAAUCGAAACCGAGGUGAAUAACGCUGGUGGCAGCAGCGGUGCUACAGAUGGCUCGUCCCCCACUCAGCCUCGGCGGAAGCUGCCACCAAUCACAGGUGAGAUGGUCCUCGCCAGCAUGCAGAGGAUGGCAGAGGAGAGAGCAGCAGCCUCUGCAGCUGCUGCUGCCGCCGCUGCUGCUGCUGCUGCUGCCGGUAGUGAUGACGACGAGGAGGGGCAGAGGAAGGUGAAGGGAGUGAGUGGACGAGGGAGAGGGAGUGGUCGGAGUGGGUUGAGUGACCUGGAAUUGGAUGACUUGGAACCGGUAGUGGUGAAGGAAGAAUGGGGAGUGGAACUAGAGCGGUUGCGUGGGAAGCUUGCGGAACUGAAGAAUAGGAUUUGAUAGACUGCUUGAAGAUGGCAUGUCAUUGAUAAUGAUAGGAGGGGUGAUGCUAGCCAAGGGCCCUAAUACAAGAAUAGGCUUCCUUUUCCAACCUAGAUUAUGCGAUGAGCAUAUAUAACGGGCUGGAGAGGUUGCAAACGAGCCAGUGUCAGGAGAAUUUGAGCCGUCGAUUCGGCAUCCAUCCUAACC